AUGGCGAUGGAGAGGGAGGAAAAAGCUGCAGUUCUGUAUCGUUUCGUCCAAGAGUUGCAACUUAGAUAUUGGUGUCAUCUAGAAAAUUGCUUUGCAUUUCUUUUUUCAUUGUCAAUUGCAGUCAAUUUAUGUUGUAUAACAAUUUUAUUUUAUCUCUUAUUUUCUCUUUCUCAGAUCAACCUCCGCCUCAUCCUGGUGAGCGGGAAGACGAAAGAAUUCCUCUUCAGUCCCAGCGAGUCUGCAGGGGACAUCGCUCAGUUCGUCUUCGAUAACUGGCCUGAAGAAUGGGCAGAUGAAAGCGUGAGUAAAGCUGAAAUCCUGCGCUUGAUCUACCAAGGGAGGUUUCUGCAUGGCAAUGUGACGCUAGGGGCACUGGGCCUCCCUACAGGCAAGACCUGUGUCAUGCAUCUCGUCCCUAGAGAGAACCUGCCCGAGCCCAAUUCGCAAGAUCAGCGGCAGAAGAGCAAGGGUGGAACCUCCAGCUGCUGCUCAGCCUCCUGCGCCAUCCUCUAGUGCGUCACAGAUCCCAGGACACUUCCCAGCAUCACCACCUCCUAGUGUGGCUCCAUCCGUUACCAACAGCCACUUCUGCAAUCCUCCAGUCACUUGAAUGCCCUAUCUGCAAGUGUACCCUAUUGGCUGGCACCUCAUGCGACCUGGGUUUGUCUCCCAAGGAAAAGUGGCCAGUUUCCAAAGUGCACUGUGGGUCUUCCUUUUCUUAGAUCAUGUGGACUCACUCAUGGGGACAGGCUUGGCAUGUUGCCACCACCAGACUGAAUAAAUCCAGUAAAGUGGCAGUGAAUUUGCCUGUGUGAAAGUUGGACAAUGUGGCACAGUCAGAAUAAUCUUUGAUUAACACUUAAUCAGCUGCUGUAGACUGGCCUUGUGGAAUCAUAUAUUAUACUAUACUGUUAUCCAUCACUGUAAGAGGACUUUAUUAAAGCCAGAAAAGAGUUUAAUGGAAACUGAGUGAUAUAGUAGUUAUAGCAUAAUUAAAAGUGGUGUGUUGUUGUGACAGUUGAAGUGCUAAGCUCCCUCCAGCUACCUUGCAGAACCCCAGAACCAUGUAUAGUUUACUUGGAAAGGUACAAUUCUACAAGCAUUCACUGCCCUUCUGAUCACAACAUGGAGUCUGGUAGAAAGAGAAAAAUGUAUUGGUUGUAGAAAAAGCAAGAAACAAAAGAUCUGUUUAUGGAAUAAGGAUGGUUAGGAUGAUAAAGCAAAGGAAGAAGGCAAAGAGGGAUGUGGGAUGUUUUCCCGGGAGUGGGUCAGUCUGUGAUGAAUUUCUUCCCUAAUAUCCUCUGCCAGAGAUGGAGAGGCAUUAACCACAAGGUUAUGAGUUGUUUCAUCAGAGAAAAUAUAGUUAUGUGGUGAGGACAUGUUCACAGACUUGUAAGUCAAUACUAUAAUGUGUCUUCUUGCAAUAUUGGAACCUAAACUUCAUGUGUUGUGCAGUGAAGUUUCAGAGCUUUCAUCCAGUGACUGGUAAUGGGUUUUGCAGGCACUGGUACAACUCACAAGUGUACAUAUAUAUAUAUAUAAUAAGGAAAUUAAAAAAAAGAUUAUGUGAUAUAAAACAAUGUGUAGCUCACUCAUAUAACUUUCAUCUGUCCAGACAGUGUUUCAAGGUGGUUGUCUACACCUGUGUUGCUUUGUUUGUUUCUUGCCAUGUGGGUCAGCUCUCCUCAGGUGUGAUACCGGGCAUGCUGUGGGUACCUGGGCAACAACAUGUCUACUCCAUACUUCCAGUGAAAGAGUGAUUCAUGUCCAAAAUAUUAAUUACAUGCAGUAUAUUAGAACCUGUCAUGUAUGUUUAUAGUAGAGUUGUGUUAUUGCUAUUGUUACACAAAUUUAAAAUCUGCUGGCUCAUGUUAGUCUGGUUUUGCAAAGUACCGUUGGAUCCCUUAUGAUCUCUUUUUAGAUUACUGUCAUCUGAGUUGAAGAGCGGUUUAACUUCCCCGUGAUUUUACCGGGGGGAUAUAAGCCACAUUUAACAUGGCUGAAAUGGUGCUUAGCCCAGCAUGCCCCAUGUGUCUGUGUGACCUGAUGCGUGACCCCUCCAGUCCCACAGCUGUUGAUGUGACAGCCGUUACCUUUUUGUAAGAUGCUGUUAUGUGAGCAAAGCUUUACAGUGUUACUCCUAGCUUUGUGAGCUCUGGUCCAUAGUGACUGAAGCUGCCCCACUUAAUCAAUGUUUCCUUUAUUUAGCCAUACUAGACUUGCCAUGUAAUGUAUCAUGUAGACAUGAUAUUCAUACUCCAUCUUCCAGCUCCAGUCACAGUGGCCGCUGAUGCUCGUCACGUGUAACAGGUGAUUAUCGAGGUCAGAGUUAGAAUGAUGUUAUGUUAAAAAGUGUGAAAACUUGAGUAUUCCUCAUUGUAGAUGGGACUUUAGUCUGUAGUUACAACUCAACUCAGAAUUGAAUGAUGACCAAGACCCAACAAUGAGAGACUUUUAUCUUAUAACUUUAUUGUCUCGUUUUCAGAUAUGAGGAUAUGUGAGUGUUUGCAUGUUUUCUUUCUAUAGAAUAUAUAUAUCUUGGCAUUUACCAUGAAUGUCUUUGUGCUAUACACAUCAUUCAUCACAUUUCAUUUCAUCGUAUCUCAUACAUUUACUGCUCAUUCACCAUCAGCAUGUCAGAAUAAUUUGCGAUGUUCCUCAAGAAGAGAGAUGUGUCCCUGUCCGCCAUUGGAAGUGGGGAGAAUGUGAAGGAUCCUUAUUCGUGCUUUACUUGAGUUAUUGACAUGAUUUUCUUAUUUUGUUCAUUGACAGGGAGGCUCAAGUGAGAAGAUGGUAAUAAUAUAUUUUGAUCAUUCAUGUAACCUCCAAGCUUUGUGCACUUUUUUUUCCUUUCUUUAUUAUCUUAUCUUUUCUGAUUUUUAUCAUUCUAGGUUUCAUGAACAUAUGGAUGAGGUUUUGAAUUCUGAAAUAAUUUAUUUUUGUUUAUCUCAUCUUGAUUGCUAAUCUGUUGAUAAAACUUACCACAUCAAAAGAAAUAUUUGGUUACUCAGUUGUUCAUUAACUAUUUUCACAAUUCAUUCUCAUUGAUAAAUUUGUUUAUUUGGUAUAUAACUGGUUAACUUAAUUUAUUCAGGAAGAGACUUGGUUGAUGUGUAACAUUUUUGUAUCCAUAAUCCUGAUUGGGCAAUCAGCCCUAUGCAAGUGGCAUCAUCAUGGAUCUAGAAAUUAUGACAUUUGUGAGCACACUUUUCAUAUUAAGAAAAAAAAAAGAGAGAGGAAAAAAAAAGGACAUAAGAGACGACUCCAAUAUUGUGACUCGCCUCAGCACACUUUUAGUAUCAUGAGGGAAGUAAAUAAUCAGAUUUUCAAAGAGCAUCUUCUCUUUUUUGCUUGCAUUAGACUCACUCAGGACUUACCGACAACAAUCAAAUUCUUAAAUCUAGGCAACUGUUUCAACACUGGUAAACUUUUCUUGUAACAUUAUAACUUACCUCUUCAUGAAACUGUGUGACAGGGAGUUAGCAACACUUUUGUAGCCUUGUUGAACUAGAAAUUAUUAUGCAUAAUUACAAGAUCCAAAGCUGAUCAUCUAUAUUAUUUCUAGAAGCUCCAUUAUUUAUAAAACUGCCUCGAUAUUCAGUCAGCGUAUUCCGGUAGACUAUAUUUGAACUAGUUAAACAGGUUGGUUAUAAUUUCUGACAUCACCUAUACUGGGAGUGAUUUUUUUCCCCUAUAAUUUGUAACCUUUAUGCCAGAGUGCUACCUCAGUGUUGAGGAGGCCAAUCUAUUUUCCUCUUUGUAAUGCUUUGGCCAACCAGUUUUUAUGGUUGCCAAACCUAAAUUCAAACUAAAGAAAAAGAAAAAAAAACAUACAUAUAUAUAUGUAUAUUAUAUAUAUGUAUGUAUGUAUGUGUGUAUAUAUAUAUAUAUAUAUAUAUAUAUAUAUAUAUAUAUAUAUAUAUAUAUAUAUAAUGAUAUCAAUCAAGGUUUUUCAGAAUCUUUCUUUUUAUGGAUUUUAUUUUUAAAUAAAAUAAUGAUUUUAUUUGAAAUUAAAAUAGGCUUCUGCAUUUUAAGAUUAAAACAUGGUAGGGAUUUCAAUAUAUUGUGUUAUUAUUUGUAUAUUUUAUAAUGAAUGAGAAAAAGGGAAUGGCUGUGUUUACACCAUCAAACUAAAUGUUUUGCCUCCUUGUGCAAGAUCCUCUGGUUGGAAUUUUAUUGCAUAUAUCACAGGGAAACUAAUGGGGGAGGAAUACAGAAAAUAACCAAAUUGACUUUAAUAAAAAAAAAAAAUAAAUAAAAAAUAAACAAAAAAAAAAGUAUGGCCAUUUGGAUAGAGUAAAUAGUGUCCAUUGUGCAUGUUUGUUUUGCUUUAGACCCUCAACUACUACAUUAUAUAAAAAACAACAGGUUAUUCCCAAAACAUCAGGUAAAUUUUCCCAAGUAGAAAGUAAUGUGAAAUGCAUAUAUGCAAGUUCAGUUGCAAAUCUCUGCAGUCAUGUUGAUAGUACGCUUAGUUUGUAUCGUAAAAUUUUCCCACAUGCAGUUCACGUUAUGUUCUCCUUUGGGCAAAGUGAUGUUACAGAACUGACCUGGUUCCCCAUGUAGUAAUGCAGUGUUACUCCCUCAUUCCACCCGGCCAUGACUGCCAGGGUGGACGACAUCACGAACAGGGUUUUUGACUGGUGAAUUGUAAGCUAUUUCAAGUCUUGGCUUCAUGUAACAAAUAUUGUAUAAAACGACUAACAUAAUCCAAAGGAUUGAAGAAAAAUAUAGCGGUAAUGAAUGCUGGUCAAAAUUCUGUUUGUGUGGUGACGUCCUUCAGUUUCUCAUGUUAGUUAAAUUCAUGUAUUGUACAGCCACAUUAUUAUUGAUCAUGAAUAAUAAAUAUUAAUAAAUAUAUAUUGUAUAGAGUCGGUGAAAGAUGAGAUUCACAUAUUAAUAUAAUAACUCAUGAUCAUAGCCAUCAGUCAAAUCCAAUGAGUGCUAAAGUGAUUGCCUGAGGUUGGGCCCAUUAGGGUCACUAAUUUAUAAUUUAGUUGUAACAACCCGUGCACAUGGUACUCAAAUAUUAUUUUUAUGGAAACAUAGCUGUCCUGCCUCCGUCAUUCCUAUUUUGUUUCAGUAUUUUGGAAUGUAUUUCCUGGAAUCAAUGGAUGCAUAUUACCACAGUAAUAUACUUCCCUGUAUUAUAUUGUGAAUAUUUAAAUAAAGGACUAUAGUCCUAACAA
Penaeus monodon (black tiger shrimp) is the source of this 5189-nucleotide messenger RNA. Its product is annotated as ubiquitin-like protein 3. Gene Ontology annotation, molecular function: protein binding. Bases 1 to 513 code for a protein of 170 amino acids. Lineage: Eukaryota; Metazoa; Arthropoda; Malacostraca; Decapoda; Penaeidae. The record is from RefSeq and is a predicted model, not a curated record. The transcript is spliced from 4 exons.